Molecule: messenger RNA, 504 nt
Organism: Penicillium chermesinum
Lineage: Eukaryota; Fungi; Ascomycota; Eurotiomycetes; Eurotiales; Aspergillaceae
Exons: 3
Coding region: 1-504 (167 amino acids)
Source: RefSeq, a predicted model, not a curated record
AUGGCCCGAGCAAAGGACAGAGGCGAAAGAUUGCCCAAUUUACGAAAGCAAAGGAACUUUCUCCGCUCUUUGAUCUGCGUAUCUAGGAUUCGCUCCGGGGGAGAUUUCGAAGAUGUUUCCGCCAUUUGGCGGUUCCCGGGAGAGAUGCAGAUGGAAGGUGGGUUUAACAUGGGCCUGUAUGGUGAGUGGUGGGGGCCUCAGCUCGAACUCGCGACCGGAUUCUUUAUGUUAAAACCAACCCAUCAUCCAGGAGACAGGGUGGGGUUCCUUCUGGCCAAAAAGGACUCGAAAGAGACUGCAGCAGUCACUGAUGCUAUAUUGGAAAUAUCACAACGCCCCCGACGUAUCAAACCCACCAGCAUUCGGAGCAAAGAUAACCAGCGAGGUCCUCCAGAUCGGAAGGCUUUGCGCGUAGUGCGUAUGAGCGGUCAUAUUCGUAAAACACAAAGUGAGCUUCACAGCAAUUUGAUCGCGCUCGGCACGCACGCCAGCGCAUUCCUUUAA